Messenger RNA from Abrus precatorius (Indian licorice), 3574 nucleotides. Its product is annotated as receptor-like protein EIX1. Gene Ontology annotation, molecular function: protein binding. Lineage: Eukaryota; Viridiplantae; Streptophyta; Magnoliopsida; Fabales; Fabaceae. The record is from RefSeq and is a predicted model, not a curated record. The transcript is spliced from 2 exons. The coding region runs from base 14 to 3352 and encodes 1112 amino acids.
UAGGGAGUUACAGAUGAUUACCAUGCUUAGCAGCAAUCUCUCUCUCUUUUCUCUGGUCACCUUUCUCUGCAUUUGUUUGUGUGUUGGAAAUUUCCAUGCAAAGAAGUGUGCUGAGACGGACAGGCUAGCUCUUCUUAAAUUGAAAGACGGUUUCAUUGAUGAAUUGAACUCCCUUAACUCAUGGAAUGGUGAAGAUUGUUGCCAGUGGAAAGGAAUUUCAUGCGAUAAUUUAACUGCUUAUGUAACCGACUUGAAUCUCUCUGAUUCCUUGCUUAAAGGUAAGCUGGAUUCUUCAAUAUGUGAACUCAAACAUCUCACUUUCUUUCAUCUCAGUGAUAAUGAAGUAGAAGGAGUGAUCCCAAAUUGCAUUGGCUCACUCGUUCAAUUGAUAGAGUUGAAUCUUGGAUAUAAUAAACUAGUUGGUGGCAUUCCUCCAACUCUGGGGAACCUUUCAAACUUGGAAACUCUUUAUCUUCCCUAUAAUUUCUUGCUUGCGAAUGACCUUGAGUGGGUUUCUCGUCUUUCUACCUUGAAAUACCUUGAUCUGUCGCAUGUGCAUCUUAGUCAAAGUGCUGAUUGGCUAUCAUCAAUGAGUAAAAUUCCUUCUCUGUCGGAGCUUCGUUUAGAUGGUUGUGGGAUUGGUCAAGUCAUUCCUAAAUCUAUUCGCCAUAUUAAUUCUUCCACUUCUCUCAAAACUCUCAGUCUUUCGAACAAUCUGUUAAACUCUUCAACUCUGUCACUGGUGCUGAAUGUCAGCAAAGUCCUCACAUAUCUUGAUCUCUCCUCUAACUCUUUGCAGCAUAAUAUUCCAGAUGGAUUUGUAAACAUGGUUUCUCUUUCCCAUCUACGAUAUCUAUAUCUCUCGGGUAACGAGCUUGAGGGUAACAUACUAAAGUAUGUUCCGACUUUUUUUCAGCUCACAGAGUUGCGAUUGGAUGGAAACAAAUUGUCUGGCAAACCCGUUGACUACGUACGACAGUUGUGCUCUGCACAAGAUGGUUUAGAGGUUUUGGUUCUCGGCAAUAACCCGUUUAGUAGUGCACUAUUUCCUGAUUUUUCAUGUUUUUCAUUCUUGAAGACAUUAUCACUUCAAUCUUCCAAUAUUACUGGGUCAUUAUCACAAUCAUUUAGUAAACUUGCCUUGCUAGAGGAAUUGGAUCUUUCCGACAAUCAUUUGAAUGGGACACUUCCUUCUGCUGUUUGGCAACUUUCUAGUCUUAGGACGUUGGUUCUCUCUUCAAACGAGUUAAAUGGUAUCGAUGUCAAGUCGCAUCUGUCAAAUCUAUCACAUCUAUAUCUCCGUGAUAACCAACUAAGUGGAUCACAACCCUUGUUUGAGAUUAGUAAACUUGCCUCGUUAGAGGAAUUGGAUCUUUCCGAUAAUCAGUUGAAUGGGACGCUUCCUUCUACUAUUUGGCAACUUUCUAGUCUUCGGAGAUUGGCGCUCUCUUCAAACAAGUUAAUUGGCGUGGAUGUCAUUCAUGAGUCGCUUUUGUCGAACUUAUCAUACCUUGACAUCACAGAUAACCAAUUAAGUGGAUCACAAACAUUAUUCGAGAUUAUUAAACUUGCCUCACUAGAGGAAUUGUAUCUUUCCAAUAAUCAGUUAAAUGGGACACUUCCAUGUAAUAUUGGGGGACUUUCUAAUCUGACAACGUUGUAUCUCUCCUCAAAUAAGUUGAAUGGUGUCGUUAAUGAAUCACAUCUAUCAAACCUGUCUCAAUUGGAAUAUCUGAAUGUGGCUGGAAAUGCACUUACAUUCAAUUUUAAUUCAAAUUGGGUUCCACCGUUCCAACUCCAUGGAUUAGUUGCAUCAUCAUGCAUCUUGGGUCCUAAAUUUCCAACAUGGCUCAGAAACCAAAUAGAACUCGGUGACUUGGAUAUCUCUAACAGUGGUAUUUCAGAUUCAUUUCCUAAUUGGUUUUGGAACCUGUCUUCAAGGUUGUCAUACUUGAAUGUUUCUCAUAACAAAAUUAGUGGAGCAUUGCCCCUAUCGUUACCAAGUACAAAAGGAAAUAGUAUGGACCGGUUUAGAUGGGAUUUGAGUUUCAACAAUUUGUCCGGUCCAUUGGCUCCAUUCCCAGAACUAGAUACUCUGUUACUCUCGAAUAAUAUGUUUUCAGGGUUCAUUACUUCUUUUUGUGCAACGCCACCAACGAUGGUAACUAUUCUCGACUUGUCUAGUAACUUACUAGCGGGGACACUUCCAGAUUGCUGGGGGAAAUUUCAAAGUUUAAUUGUUCUAAAUCUGGCAAAAAAUAAUUUAUCAGGGAGAAUACCCAAGUCAUUUGCCACUUUACGACAAAUUGAGUCGAUUAAUUUAAAUAGCAACAACUUCUCUGGUGAAAUUCCAUCCAUGUCCUCCUGCAGCAGUUUACAAUUUAUUGAUUUUGGGAAUAACAAUCUCCAGGGAACAUUGCCGGCAUGGGCAGGCCAUAACUUGCGCCAAUUGAUGGUGCUGCGUCUAGAGGCAAAUAAAUUCAAUGGAAGCAUACCCACAAGCCUCUGUAAUCUUUUAUAUCUUCAAGUGUUGGAUCUCUCUAACAAUAAUAUUACGGGGGAAAUUCCACAAUGUCUCAGUCGCAUAAUUGUUCUGUCAAAUGUGAUGUUUUUAACCCCAACCUUUUCGCAUGGAGGAUUCGGUGCCAUCCUCGGUGAAGAAAUUUCCAGAUUCCUUGACAAAGCAAUGUUGGAAUGGAAAGGACAAGACCAAGAAUAUGAGAAAAAUCUAGGACUUAUGACAAUCAUUGAUCUUUCUUGCAACCAAUUAACAGGAGAGAUACCAAAAAGUAUAACAACACUUGCGGCUUUAGCUGGCUUGAAUCUCUCAAGAAAUAAUCUCACAGGAUUCAUUCCCGACAAAAUUGGUCAUAUGAAAAUGUUGGAAUCACUUGACUUGUCAAGAAACCAUCUUUAUGGAAGAAUGCCAACAAGCCUUUCAAAUUUGACUUUUCUCAGUUACAUGGACUUGUCUUUCAACAACUUGUCAGGGAAAAUUCCUAAAAGCACUCAGUUACAAACCUUUGAUGCCUCUGCUUAUAAAGGAAAUAGUGGACUUUGUGGUCCACCACUCCCAAAUCGUUGUCUAGACGCUGUUUCACCAAAUGGAAGCAUCGAUGAAAACAGUGUUGAAGAAGAUGGAGACGAAGAUGAACUCAUAACCAUUGGUUUUUACAUCACCCUGGGGUUUGGAUUUUGUGUUGGAUUCUGGAGUGUUUGUGGAACUUUAAUUAUAAAAAGUUCAUGGAGACGCGCCUAUUUUCAGUUCUUUAACAACUUGAAUGACUGGAUAUGUGUGACACUCGCUGUCUUUGUGGCUCGAAUGAAACGGAAAUUCCAAGUUCAAGACUAAAAAGAAGGGAGCACGUUGUUGAAAUCUACUGGUUGGUCGUUGAAAAACUAUUAGAGUUAAGCAAUAGAUCUCAGGAUUUCAGAUUGUCUUGGAUUCCCAGAGAGUAAUAACGGUUGCAAGUUAGAUGGAUGUUCCUUCACUUUUCCAUGUUGUACUUUGUGUUUUUUGAUCUUUUUGAAAUUGCCUUUUUGAUCAAAAGUAAAAAGAUUAUAUGUUCCUUUG